UGGUGUGCCUGGAGUCGACUUGGCAACACAAUACGAGCGUAGUACUUCUACAAUAUGUACUAUUCUGGAGCUGAAGGCUUUAAUGCCAGCCAGGGCAAAUUUUGAAAUAAUGAAGCGCCACCCCCACUAAAAAAUGGGUGUCUCUGCCCAUCUGCGAUAUGGGGGGGAGAUUCAAAUUCUGCAUGGCAACAGAUAAUCCACAAAAAGAAACCAUCCUUUACAUUGUAAUUAUUGUAUAUUAGCAAUGAAUUGUUUUGUGUGUGUGAAAUAUGAAAGCUUCAUGACAACGACCCCAUUUGGGGCUCAGCUGUAGCCCCCUUCCCCCCGCCUCACUUUUUCCUCCACCCACUCGACUCCACUCUCCGACGGGCUUCAACUAUUCCUCUUCAUUGAUCGUUUCAUAAAGCAUGCUUUUCAUUCCUGGAGAUUUUUUUUGUUUGUUUUUAUUUUUGAGGAGAACAUGAACGAAAUCAAGAUCGCCGUGCUUGGAAGUGAAGGAGUCGGAAAGUCAGCCCUGAUUGUGCGGUUCUUCACUAAACGCUUUAUUGGAGAAUAUGCGUCAGCUUCAGAAUGCAUCUACAGAAAGCGGCUGACGAUGGACGGGAAGCAGAUGAAUCUGGAGCUCUACGAGCCGUCCUCUCAGUCCUUUCAGGUUAAAUUAACUCUCAACGACCAAAUUCACUGGGCUGACGGGUUCAUCGUGGUCUACGAUAUUAGCGACCGCUCAUCCUUUCUUGCCGCCAGAAGCUUAGUGAAGCACAUCAGGGAGCGCCGCUUGGGAUCGGCCAAACGGGAUGCCGAGUCGCUUAUAUUCGUGGUGGGCAACAAGCGCGACCUGUGCCACAUGCGGGAGGUGGGCUGCGAAGAAGGCCGGCGCCUGGCGGGCGAAUUCCGCUGCCAGUUCCACGAGCUGUCGGCGGCCGAGCACCACCAGGAGGUGGCGCUCAUAUUCUCAAAGGCGGUGCAGAGCGCCGGCGGAAAGGGGAAAGCGAGCAGGAGACGCUCGAGCGGUUCGAAGUCUGUGGCCAAACUCAUCAACAACGUUUUUGGCAAGAGGAGGAAGUCGGUGUGAGGCGGUCGGUCGAGACCUCCUUGGAGUGGUGUCUGCUGCACAAAGUAAGAAGACGGCAAGGAGGCCUCCGUGUUAGUUGACCGGGAGAACUAAACACUGUUGGGAGGCCUCUCAGCACAACUCGCGUCGGAAUGGCGCCGUUAUCGCUCCGGCUGUUUGCUGCAGACAAUAAU
Syngnathoides biaculeatus (alligator pipefish) is the source of this 1245-nucleotide messenger RNA. It is a transcript of the gene rergla, whose product is annotated as RERG/RAS-like a. The transcript is spliced from 6 exons. Gene Ontology annotation, molecular function: GTP binding; GTPase activity. The record is from RefSeq and is a predicted model, not a curated record. NCBI's taxonomy places the organism in Eukaryota, Metazoa, Chordata, Actinopteri, Syngnathiformes, Syngnathidae. Bases 461 to 1072 code for a protein of 203 amino acids.